AUCAGAACAAUGCCCGAGAUGAGAGGGGUGCGCGCCCCAUCUGCGUACCAAUCGAUAUGGACCGCGACUAGCACCAUUAUCUGACAACCCCGUUCCAAAUUCAAACGUCUGACAGAACAUUUAUUUUUCGAAAUAGUUUUUUUUUUACCAAACCAGCCUGCAAUAGUGGCUAGUGAUUUUUUAAAGUGAUAUUUAUGAUUCGUGGUAUGUGUUAGCUUAAAAUGGAGGGGCGGAGGAAUUGGGAAGGUAUGCCUUUAGGCGAAUCACACUCUCCUCCACAAUCAGUGCCAGGCCGAAGGACUCCUUUGGGGGCUGUUGGUCUGGGUGGCUUCUACAUGCAAGGAGGCCAGCCUCCGCCUCCACAACAUUGCUAUCCCACUGAUGAAAACCAACCGGAACCAGGCACCAGCUAUGGCCAACGGGCACUUGGAGAUGGAAAAUCUAAACAGAAAAUGCGCCAGGGCAAAAACGUGAGGUUAAAUAUAAACGCUAGAGAACGAAGAAGAAUGCACGAUUUAAACGACGCAUUAGAUGAACUAAGAUCUGUGAUUCCCUAUGCCCAUUCGCCAUCCGUUAGGAAACUGUCCAAAAUUGCCACGCUACUGCUAGCCAAGAAUUACAUUCUUAUGCAAGCCAGCGCACUCGAGGAGCUACGCAGACUUGUUGCCUAUCUCCAAGGAACUGCUACAGCCGCUGGCAUCGUCGCCCCACCAGGCUUUGAUCUAGCGGGUCUACCAGCAACUACUAAACUUCUUCAGCCACCUUCAUUAGGACCACCAGCACCUCCUGAUCCACCUUCUUGAGACCCAGUGGUAAAAAUGGAACCUCAUUGAUACUAUGAAUUGCCGUCUGAAGUAUGGAAUAGGUAUUAGGGAAAAUAUAUGUUUAGAAGUAACUUUGUAGAAUAACUGUCCUGUCUCUAUAGAAAUAGAUGUUACCUUAAUUAUAGUGUUAGUCUAGACUUUGGAAAUAUUUUCAGUGUGAGUAGGAUAUCUCUUAGCAAUGAAAAUAACUUACUGGGCUACCGAUUUCGCUAACUCUUAAUUCAAAUUCCAUGAACCCAAAAGUAUAUCGUCAUAUAUCUUGAUAUGACGUUGACAGCUGACAGUGACAUUUUGGAUAUAGAAUGCUCUCUUGCUCUAUGGCUCUACAGCCCCGAGACGAAAUGAGCGAUAAAAACUUUGUCCGAAGCGUGAUAUCGCAACAUAAAACGAAUGUGUGAAUGACUUUAGCUGAUGUUACUAGGUGAUGUCACUAUCAAUCCUUAGCGUUAGCAUGUCAGGCCUGGAACAAAAAUCUUUCCUCUGUAUUGCCCCUAUUUAUGUUCUUAUUUAUAAAUUUAACUAAAAAUGGUGUAUCAAUAAAAAUAGUGACGAAAUUUGUGAAAGUAGCAAAAAUUAUGGGGUAAAAGGAAAAAUUACAUCACAUAAAAAAAGAAAUAGUUACACAUCUACGCUUAAUUUGUGCAACAUGAUGCGAGAAAAGGUUUUCACCUUUUCUCUGUCUUUUCUUUGGUUACAAACUGCGAUAUUUUUCUGCACAGCUAAGAAU
Molecule: messenger RNA, 1551 nt
Organism: Pieris napi
Lineage: Eukaryota; Metazoa; Arthropoda; Insecta; Lepidoptera; Pieridae
Product: class E basic helix-loop-helix protein 22-like
Exons: 4
Coding region: 222-803 (193 amino acids)
Molecular function (GO): protein dimerization activity
Source: RefSeq, a predicted model, not a curated record